This is a messenger RNA of Glycine soja, 4663 nucleotides long. RefSeq lists its product as uncharacterized. Lineage: Eukaryota; Viridiplantae; Streptophyta; Magnoliopsida; Fabales; Fabaceae. The record is from RefSeq and is a predicted model, not a curated record. The coding region runs from base 146 to 3535 and encodes 1129 amino acids. Gene Ontology annotation, biological process: snRNA 3'-end processing. The transcript is spliced from 13 exons. Gene Ontology annotation, cellular component: integrator complex.
GCCAGCAAAGUCAGCAAACCUUAUAAAGAACCAAAUACAAUUUAUAAUUGUCUCUGUAGAGCGUAAUUGUUUGAUCAAUCCAAUCCCCUGUUUUCCUCUCUAUUUACUACAAUUCACUGACUUCAAAGGGUGAAGAUAAUCUACCAUGGAACCAACUUCCGUUGCUCUUGCCAUGGAAUGGAGCAUUCAACUCGAAAUGGGUCUCCGUUCUACCAAACCUGGUGUUCCUGUCAAAGCCAUAUCAGAAAUGGAGCCUCGCCUUCAGCGAUGGAGUAGAGAGCCUGAAUUUGGCAUUGCUCCCUAUGCCAUGUUUGGUCUUGUUCCAGGUGAAGAUAAGGUAUUUGCCAAUACCAUCCUCUUGCGCCUUGCUGAUGCUUUUAGGGGAGGUGACAUAGAGACCAAACUUUCAGUUGUAAGGGUUUUCUUGUCUGAACGGAAACACCGCGAUAAGGAGAAGAAAAAACAGUGUAAAGGGUUGCUGUCAGAGGCCAGAGUAGCUAAUCACUUGGAGUUGUUGAAGAGAGUGAAAUCUGUUUUUGAUAGUGGGGAUUUGAAGUCGAAGGGACUGACUUUGGUUCUGUUUGGUUGUUGGGCUGAUUUUGUGAAAGACAAUGCUCAGAUACGAUACAUGAUAUUUUCUAGCCUUGUUUCUCCUCAUGAUUGUGAGGUUAGAGCAUCUUUGUAUGCCACUGGGUGCAUUUGUGAGAUAUCAGAUGAUUUUGCAUCUAUUUCAGUGGAGAUGCUAUUUAAUAUAAUGAAUUCAUCUUCAGUGUCUUUGCCUGUAAAGUUGGUUGCAGCUCGAGUUUUGGCAAAAUGCAAGUCCUCUUAUUCAGUUGCUCAUAAAGCAUAUAAGAUAGGUAUGGAGUUGGUACUAAAUUCCUCAGAUGAAGAUUUUUUGGUUGCCAUGUUAUUGUCACUCUCAAAAUUGGCUUGCAUUUUAAUUCCUUUUAUCUCCUAUCAGGUGGACUUUCUUCUUUCUUUUCUCAACCGAGAAAGAACUUCACAUGUACAAGACAUGGCAUUAAAAUGCUUGCAUUUUUUAUUCAGAAGAGGAUUGUAUGAGCACUCAGAUAAUUUAGGUCUAAUUCGUGGGUUAUUUUCCAUAAUGGAGGAACCUGAAAUUUCAUUGGCCAUGCAAUAUAAAGCUCUAAGGGUCUUGCAUAAGGUCCUUCUUUCAAUUCCACCUUCUUCACUUCACAUGGAACUUCGUGAAUUUGUCAGGCUUCUAACUGUGGUUGAGAAUGCAAGUCAAUAUCCAGCCUCAAGGAAGAGUUAUUUGGCAAUUCGUAUUCUGGCAGAUUUGUGUUGUAGGACAAAGGAUAUAGCAGAUAUUGACAAUGUUUUUUGUUGUUCUUUUCCAUCACAUGUUAUCUCCCUAAUCAAAGAUCAUAUCAAACUUUUGUUGAUGCCAUUGUUGGAAGGUUGUCAAAAUGAUUUGACGAUUUGUCAAGAGCUCCAGGGUUUGCUAAAGAUUCUUCUAAAUAUUGUUGAAAGACAUCCUAAUCUUGGUUCUUUGGUACUUGAUAGCUUAAAACAAGUGAUUCAAUAUCUUGUGACUGUUGCAUCUGCUAAUUGUGCAGUAACAUCAACUCUUUCGGCCAUAAAUUUUAUAGGAAAAGAGCGAAAUUCCUUUAUUUUAAAACUUCUCCACAAGAUAUACAGAUUUCUGAUAGUCUUCCAAGAAAAUCUUUAUAUAGUUGGUGCUAUCAAUACUAAAUUGUCCAGUGAAGUGAAUAUUUUGGUUGAACUUGUGUGCCAGUGUAGCUUAAUUGAUUGCUAUACAUAUUCACUAUACCAUCUGCUAUUUCACAGUCAACCUAUUUGUGAUGGCUUGGUCCAUGAGAAUGAUGAAACGCAUCUAGCCAGUUGUUGCACAACAUUUGUAAACAAAGUCUUGAUAGGAACAAAUGGCUGGACUGCUUAUAAGGUUGGUGCUCAUGCAGCGUGUCAGGGUGAAUGGUUGCUAGCUACUAAUAUAUUCAGGACAUUAAUAGAGAAAGUGAAGUCUGAUUCUUGCUGUAGCUGGUUAAAAGCAUUAUUUCAUUAUGCUCAUUCUGAAGGAAAAAUCCAACUUCUUAGUCAACCAAAACAGGGAACCACCUCAAUGGAGUUGAUGGAGACUAUAAAAUUUCCCUUAAAAUCAUGUGAUUACAAGGGUGAUACAUGUCCAAGACUUGCUAGGAGUAUCAAUGAUUCUAAUUACUAUGAUCAGCUUACUCAGUCUCACGUGGCAGUUUGCUCUUCCUUGAAAUUUUUAGAAGCGUCUGUGACAAGUUCUCAAGCAUUUUGUUUUCAGAGGUGGUUUUUAUCAUUAAGAGCUAGAGUGUUGGAAAAUUUAGUGGGUGUGCUUAAAGCUUUGAGGGAAGUUUCAUUGAAUGUAGAUCAGAAUUUCAAUCAGGUAGAGAUUGAGAGUAGUGAUAAGCUUCAAUGCCUGAAGUCUUAUCAAUAUAUUACUCAAGUUUCUUCACAAUUGUUCAGACUAGUAGAAGAGUUUGAUCUACUUAGAGCAUCUUUCAUUGGGAUGGACAGUGAAAGUUCUGCAGUCCUUGCAGCUCAUGGUCUGAGUUGUUCAAUAUUAGCAUUUGCAACUGCUUUUGGAGUGUCUAACAUAGACCAACAUUCUCAGAGAAUUUUUAUUGGUAACAAAACCUCUAAUUUACAGGCUUUGACAAUACAAAAUUUAAGGAGGCUAUUUUGGAGUGUGGAUCAUGAAACCAGAGCAAGUUUCUCUUCGCUGUUGAAUUAUUUUGACCCAAAUAAGAACUGUUUAUCCCCACUGCCUAGUUACCAAAAUUUGAACAUUGGUUAUAAAGACAAAGAGGUGCUCAAUGUUUGUAGUUAUGCCGUCUCUGGUGCUGUCCGCUUGUUUGAGAAAAUUGCUCCUCAGUUUACCGAGAACGCUUUAUCACUAACUUCCAAUACUUUGAUAAAAUGGAUGCACAUUCAUUUUCGGCUUCCCAAGUACUUCUUCAAAGUAAGGCCAUUCAUUGGGUCGGAGCUUUUUGUCCAUAAUAAGGACUCUAGUAAUGGGGUUGAUAUAUCUGUUUCGCAAGGUUCCCACCUAACAUUGAAUAUUUGUCUUCAAUUGAAGAAUGUGCCACCAAAACUCCUGGUUAAGUCAACUAAGUUGUACUGCAUCCUUCAUUGCAGUACAGUUUUCCAUGUCCCAUGUGGACAAAGAAAAGCCCCGGAAAACUCACUGUUUGGAUAUGAAGCUUGGAAAGAUGAUGAAAUUGUUGAACUGAACCAGAAGUUGUUUUGCCAUGUCUUGGAUAGUGCGGCAGGCCAGAGAAGAAUUGGCAGGCAUAGUAGGGGCCAUGGUAAUAGUAGGGCUGUGGAGACAUUUAUGGAUUUUAGACCUAAUGAGAAAGGGCAGGGGUUUUCACAUUGCUCACUUGAUGUGUCUAACUUUCCCUUAGGUUCUUAUAGAAUCAAAUGGCAUAGCUGUUUGGUCGAUAGUCAAGAUUCCUAUUGGAGUCUCCUUCCUUUGAACUCAGGACCUGUAUUUUUUGUUAUAAAACCCAGGGUUGGCUAAUCUGCUAAGAAUUUCAUAAAUUUUAUCCAUUAAAAUAAAUACUAUGCACAUCAAGUAUGCUCACUUGCUGGCCAACUGAUCCCCAAGCUGUUGUACAGUGAACUUGGGCUCUUCCCACUUUGAGACUGAUUUUUAAGCUAUUGCUCACUACUAUGAUUGGGUACUAUUUUUAGAAUCAAAAUGGUCACCGUUCAAUUCUACAACAACUCAUUAAGAUGGCUCUAAUUUGGGGAGAAAGAACUGGAAUUUAUAAAUACAUGGGCCAUAGAAGGAAAUAAAUCAUUCAUGGAAAGCUGCCUGGAAUUGACAACACAUGGCUUGCAAAUCUGAGGCACUUCAGUUGCAGCUAGAUGUCCAGAGGCAUCUUCAUGAAAAGCUAGAGAAUCUGACUUGUAUAUAAGAGAUGGAUUCCACAUAUUUCUUAGGGAUUGAGCUACAGCAAAGUUUCCUCAUUUGAAGCAAUUGCUUGGCCUUGCAUUGAAGCCUGCUGGCAGCCGUAGAGUUCAGUCAUAUAGUUGAGUCUCCUGUUAUUCAGACUGAAAUUUCAAACUGUUCCUCUGGGAUGGAAUAAUGGAGUAGGAAUAAAAGAUGGAGAAUCCCUGAAAGUUGAUAUUACUGGUUUUGGGUUGCAUCUAUGUACACAUUUUCAUCUGAAUGAUUUAUGGGGUGGACGGUGGAGCAGGCCAAAGGCAGAGCACGAAUUUGUAGUUAUAAUGGUCAGAAAUAUGGACUGUUAAAGCAAUAGAAAGUAGAAAAUAUCAAGGUUUUUAAGACUUCACUAAGAGAUCUGUGAGAGAAACAAAGAAAUACAUCAACUAGCAUUAUUUGUGGAUUCUAAACAUAAGCAGGAGCUGUUAUAAGUUUCAUUCCUGGCUCCAUAGAGGCUUACAUGGUUUGAACCCGUAGGAGCAGUUUCAUUUAGCAGUCUCUUGCUGGCUGCUGCCAUAGUAAGCUUAUGAAACCAUGUAAAAAGUAGGAGAAAAUCAUGCAUAAUGGGAUUAACUAUAUAGAACAGUAUAUCAGUAUCCCUUGCCAGGUCCAUGCACUCUCAAUAACUUAAUGCUAACUCUUAACUCUUGACAUUAACAAUAAUUCCUACCAGUAAUUUCUUUGAAAUCUUGGUUAUUA